AUGGUUUCUAAGUCUGGCAGCGACGCUAGAGACGUCGGGAUUGACAGUUUCUCAGCCACUGCCAAUCAGAGUUCUUCAAGAAAGUUGAGAUUGGCAGCCCUGGCCGAGAAACUGAAUGAGUGGGAGGAUGAAUCAAAUAUACAUUACAAUAUAAGCAGUACUGAUACUAGUACCCCAAUUAAAAGUGAAACUAUCAAAAUAACAGUGGAAAAACCAAAAGUCGAGAUUGCAGUUGGAAAAACCCACACUAGCUCAGUUUCAGUUAUCAUCAACAGUGGUGGAAAUGGCAAGAAUGCCAAUGUGAGUAGUGAUAAAGUAAAGUUUGAUGAUGAAAGUGGGAAAAACCCAUCAUUGCCUGAUACUAAGAGUACCAAUUCUACACCCAAUGCUGCUGCUGCUGCUGCAAAUCCUUCAUCAUCAUCAUUAAGCAGUACGAAUAAUUCUGGCAUCAACAGCAAUAACAAUUCGCAUGCUGCAUUGCUAAGACGCAUUGAUGACAUUAAAUCUGCAUGCAACAACAACAACAAUAAUAUUAAUAAUAAAGACGUUAAUAGUAGAGGUGGUCGCAGAUUGAAUGAUAGCUUUGGUGACGAACCAACCAGAAAGUCCGUCCGUGAGCGUUUGUCUGCCUGGAAAAACCGAGUUCAACAAACUUCGUCUGUUCCUAUGCCUGCUUUAGCCUUCACACCGACCACUAAUAGCAAAAUGAAGCAAUCUGCAGCUGUCCAAUCAGCCCGCAGAAAAUCAAACGACAAGAAAAAACCAUCGGCCAGUAGGAGAUCCUCUAGCUUGAAGAAGAAAUCUGAUUGGACGCCAGGAGGUAAGGCUACUCCCAGUAAGUCUCCCGUUGGUGGAAUGAAGGUGCAAACCUCAACGGAGAGAUUGCAGAAGAAAUUGAUUGAACAAGUUCAGUCUGAUUCUAAGGCGCAAACGUUAAAAAAAGAAAGAGAAAAUGAGCUAGCAGCUGUUGGAUGCAGAUGGGAGACUGAGAAAUUAAACGACGACGAUGAUGAUGAUAAUGAUGCUAAAGCCUGUGCUGCUGAUGAUGAUGCUGCUGGUCAUUUCACUGGAGCUGAUACUGAUAAUGAUACUUGUCGUCAGGGUGGUGAUGGUGCAGCAGCUGUUACACCUCUGAAUAAGAAGGAAGAGAAAAGGAAUAAACUCAGAAGUGCCAUUACUAACAACAACAACAACAACAAAAAUACUGGAAAACCUCAUUCCCUGUUCAAUCUUGUUAACAAUAAUUCAGGUAUCCCACCUCCGAAACCGCCAAGACUGUUGAGUUCGAACGAUGACUCAGCAAAGAUAAUAAAUAAUAAUAAUGGUGUUAAGGAUAAAUUUAUCGAUUCAUUCGACGAUGAUGAUGGUGACUGUAACAAUAACAUUAAUGAUGAUGAUAAUCAGAAGGGUGUAACUUUUGGUGAUGUGGCUUACAAUGAGUACAGUGUUGCUUCAUCAGAUAGCAUUUUGAGGUUCUCGUAG
Messenger RNA from Helobdella robusta, 1482 nucleotides. RefSeq lists its product as hypothetical. NCBI's taxonomy places the organism in Eukaryota, Metazoa, Annelida, Clitellata, Rhynchobdellida, Glossiphoniidae. The coding region runs from base 1 to 1482 and encodes 493 amino acids. The record is from RefSeq and is a predicted model, not a curated record. The transcript has 6 exons.